This is a messenger RNA of Phytophthora sojae, 2054 nucleotides long. RefSeq lists its product as hypothetical. The record is from RefSeq and is a predicted model, not a curated record. Gene Ontology annotation, cellular component: plasma membrane. Gene Ontology annotation, molecular function: zinc ion binding; protein binding. The coding region runs from base 9 to 2054 and encodes 681 amino acids. NCBI's taxonomy places the organism in Eukaryota, Oomycota, Peronosporomycetes, Peronosporales, Peronosporaceae. The transcript has a single exon.
CCGAAGACAUGGAGGCGCCGGCCGUCAAGCCCCACGCGGAGUCGCCCCGCGCUCUGGGCGAGCCCGCAGCCGCUGCGAUGAGCCCCGCCACGCCCGUGGAGAGCGACGUGGCCGAGGUGGAGACGGAGAAGAGCCCCGUGGCGGCGCCGCUGGAGCUGCACAAGCCCCACGAAGACGGCGCCGAGUCGGACCGAGCGCGCACAGACAGCGACGACGACGAGGAGGAGCCCCAGAGGCAGCCGCAGCUGGACGUGACGCUGGUGCAGGGCCCGUCGACGCCCGUGGAGGAGCCGACGACGCCCGUUGAGGCGUAUGCAGAGCCCUCGACGCCUGUAGAGGAGCACGACGAACCCACGACGCCCGUGGGUGAAGCACCCCCAGAGCAGACGUUCGACGAGCACCACGACACUGCUGGCGUCGAGCUGGUAGUGCAGGAAGCGGAGGAGGAGGAGGUUGUGCAACAGAACCACAAGCUGGAACAGGAACCUGCGCAGGAAGCGCAGCCGUCGCCGUCGUCGCCUUCUGCUGCUAGUUCUGUAGCUGCUGACAAGGUGGAGCUACAGGGCCAUGACGUGGACGUUCAGGCGCACGAGGUGGAGCUGGUGAUCCCGUCGCCCAAGCGCCCGGCCCCGCUGGAUCUGGUGCACCACGACAUCGACGAUGAAGCGAGUGAUAGCGACGAAGGUGAAGCAGCUGGAGAGGACGACGACGAGGAAGGGGCUGAUCUCGGGACGCCUCUGGGCUAUGGUGGCGCUGCGGACUUCGGCGAGCAGGAUGAGUUCGCGUCACAUCGCUUCUUGGGUCCGAGUGUGGCCUCCGAUCCAUCGUCAGUUCGUGCACUGCACAGCUUGCGCCGCGUUGCGCUUCAUGACAAGCCUCCUCGCUUUGUGAGCGAGGCGUCGGUGGUCCCACCUAGCUCCGGGAGCGUGACGAGCAGUGGGGAGUCUUCCGGCCGGAAUUCGUCCAGCGCGAGUGCUAUCCACGCGCCAGACAUGAAGAACGGACUGCGUUCGCAAUCCGAAGCCGACUACACGGAGAACCCGCUUAACACAUACACCCUGACAUUUACGGAGCCGGUGCUGGGCUUCAACACGAACGUCGUGGUGUCUCUGGAGAACGAGCUGUUGGUCGAGGUCGAGAGUGUGGAUAAGGACAGCCCUGCGCACCGCGCCGGCGUGGUCGUGGGCGACUAUUUGAUCAGUGUGAACGGGCAGCACAUCGAGGCCCACAUGACGAAGGAGCAAGUACUCGACAUCAUCCAGAAAUCCACUCUCCCCCGAACGUUCGUGUUCCAACGGGACGUACAUGACAAGGACAGUUCGCAGUCCAAAAGUCUGCCUGACAAGAAACACUCGCCUUCGAAGCCGCUGAUGGGUCGUCUGGGAGCGGCUAUGAGUACGGGCGCAUCGAUCAUCGGCUCCAAGUGGAAGCGCAAGAAAACUAUUGUGCAUCAGAACUCGUUUUGCGAUGGAUGCGGUAUGGAUCCCAUCGUUGGCUCGCUUUGGACUUGUAGCGUGUGCUCAAACUACAAUUUGUGCAAGGAGUGCUACGACUUGGGUACUCACGGCAUGGAAAACACGGAGCAGAUGCAGGCGCUCAGCGAGGCCAUCGUGCAGUAUAAGCUACAGAAGAAGUGCAAGCAUUUCACGCCCGAGUUCCUGCUAUCACUGCGCCGCGAUAUCUGCAAGGGGCGACCGGACAAGUUCGAGUACCUGGGCGAGUGGAUUGCGAAUAUUGUGGUGGGGACGGCUGCAGCCAAGAUCACAGUGCGCGGCAUCGAGAUCCCGGCCCUUCCCCCCGCAGCCCGCCAGCGAUUCGUAUCAUAUCUAAUGCCUCUGGUGUCGAACCGAACCGACAUCGAAGUGAACAUCGAGUGGCUGCCGGACGACAUCGACCAGAUUAACGCUGCCGCUCGUGCGAGCGUAGAUCGAAUGAGCGCCGGAGCCUACGGUAGCAGCGACGAGGACGGCACAGAGGCACCGCGCGAGAAUUUAGAGAAGCUGCGCAUCUGGAUUUCCGACAAGAAGACGCGCACCACGUCGCCGUUUGCGUGA